GCAUGAUAAUGACUCAGCCAGGUAACCUAAAGUGUAAGAAGAUCCUUCACGUGGUUGGAGAUUCUGACCCAGUAAAAAUCAACAAGGUUGUGAAAGAUGCACUUCAGAUGUGUGUGAAAAGCUCCUACACCUCUGUAUCAUUUCCUGCAAUUGGCACAGGUCAAGGUAAUGCACAAGGAAGACUGGUGGCAGAUGCCAUGUUGGAUGCAGUGAUUGAUGCGUUGAGGCAAAAUACCUCCAGUCCCCUGACCACAAUCCGCAUAGUUAUUUUCCAGAAAGCUAUGCUAAAAGACUUCCACAGCAGCCUGGAACAGAGAGCAGCUACUGAUCGCAAGCCUAAGGAUAAACGAAAGGGGACCUUGGCAGGCAUUGCCUCCAAAUUCAAAGUGCUGAACAUUGAGCGGAUCCAGAACCCUGGAUUGUGGAAGCGUCUACAGAUCAAGAAGCGUGACUUGGAGUUGAGAAAUGGUCAUCAGAAUAACGAGAGACGCCUUUUCCACGGCACCUGCAACACAACUGUGCCAAUUAUCAAUGACCGUGGCUUCAACAGGAGCCAUUCAGGAAAGAAUGCUGCAUUUUAUGGUGAUGGCACAUACUUUGCUGUCAAUGCUAGUUAUUCUGCCAAUGACACCUACUCCAAGCCAAAUCAGAACGGGGAAAAGUUUAUGUACGUCUGCCGAGUUCUGACUGGUGACUUCACUCUUGGACAACAAGGCAUGAUUGAACCACCAGCAAAAGGCACUGCCUCCACUGACCUGUACGACAGUGUUGUGGACAACCUGACCAAUCCCACCAUGUUUGUUGUCUUCCAUGAUGACCAUGCUUAUCCUGAAUAUUUGAUUACAUUUAAGUGAAGUAGAUAAAAACUUCAGGAAAAUGUUUUUUAGAACAGUCUGCAGCCUGAUUUUACCUGCAGUGUUCUUGAAAAUCAUGUGAGGAUAGAUGCCUGUUUAUAUGACCAUCAAAGGAACAAAUUUGAUCAUCGGUGAUAUACAUUUUUUCUGAACAGCAUCUGUUCACUGAUUUUAUUAAUUUUCUUUGAACAAAUAUAAAUACCUUCCAAUUACACACUGGUAAAAAGAUGCUCUUGUGUUCAGUUCAGGGGUGUGAUUGGGAGGAACAACCUCCAGAGCUGAAAUUCUGCCUAUAAUUUUGAUGAACAGAAUUUCUAAGUAUAGCCAGUUCGAGGAAGGCUUCCACUUAGGUGGUCUUAGAAUUUAAUCCCUGCUUUUUAGGAUGAUGUGGUUCUGUUGGCUUCAUCAGGUGGUGGCGUCCAGCUCACACAAUUGACAGCCAGAUGUGAAGCAGCAGGAAUGAGAAUAAGCACCUCCAAAUCUGAGGCCAUGGUCCUCAGCUAGAAAAGGGUGGAGUGCGCACUUUAGGUCAGGGAUAAGUUACUGCAAGUGGAAGAGUAUAAGUAACUCAGGAUACUAAGGCAGAGGGAGAUCGAACUAAGAUGUUUCCAGAUUUCUUUCAAUACUUUGUCAUGUUAAUAUGUGUUUGAGUGUGUCUGUGUGUUUCUGUGGAUAACUAAUCAAUUUUGAUUUUAUUUUCAUCAAGAAUAAUAAAUUCCUGUCUUCAACUCCAA
This is a messenger RNA of Maylandia zebra (zebra mbuna), 1588 nucleotides long. Lineage: Eukaryota; Metazoa; Chordata; Actinopteri; Cichliformes; Cichlidae. The record is from RefSeq and is a predicted model, not a curated record.